GUGUACUUCAACAUUUCAAUCUCAGGUAUAAAUACAGGUGAUCUAUGGACUCUGAUUUAUAAAUGAUUGAACAUUUUAAUAAUUCACGAUCAAGAUGGAGGCGACAUUUUCCUGUGUUUUAACAAUAUUUGUGGCUCUUAUAGCUUCGGCGUACAGUACAAGUGAACCAAUCCCACCGGGAGUGCAUCAUUACGGUAGCGACGAUGAGCCAUGUUCGUCUGAUAUGUCAAUAUGUGCAAGCGUCGAGCAUUGGGAGGCGUUUGAUGGUGAACUCCCUACAACGGUCAUAACAAAGAAAUGUGGUUGUCAAGGGAAUCUCAAGUGCCCUGUGAGUGAUAGGUUCGACCCCAACGAUGGACAUACUGUCAUCAAAGGAGGUUUAUAUUACAAGACAUGUGCCCCGUUGACUUCCACGAGGAGAUGUAGACGUAGUGAACGCGCCCUGACAAUGUCCGGACAGAAGGAGGUUGUCGAAGUGCGCUGCCAGUGUAGACGAGGCAAAGUCCCGACAGUGUACGCCACCUGGAAGCCAGACGAAUGGACGUACGAUAACCCAGUUUUCCCAUUCACAAACCAUGCAACUUGCGGAGAGUUACGUCAGUGCGAUAUUCAGACUAUCAGACGAAAUGGUAAAACUCAACCUUGCUCCAAGUACUAUCCACGCAUGAACACAGAUGGACCCAUCCCUGUUCCAGUUACGGACUUUAAGGGUGAGGUUGAGAUGUGUACCUGUCCCGACAGCAAAUUCUGUGAUGGACGAUUAGAAAGUGAGAUGACAGCGUAUACCAUGGGCAGAGACAAGAACGGCUUUUAUGACUUCCGCUAUUGUAUGGGGUUGUGAAGACUAUGCUCAGACAGCGUUUGAUAAAGGAACGCGAAAUGUUGCAUAUGAAACAAUAGACCACUUUGGUUUUGAAAAUCAGAUGAUGGUCUUAAACGAUCAUUUAUUGUUUAAUUAACUUUGAAAUAAAAUUUUAUUUCAUUUUCGUGACUCGUUCGUUAAUUAUGUUUGGAAAGUAGAUAAUUUAGAAAAUCCGAGAAGUGAUUACUGUGAAAUUGCAUUUGACCCUUUGGACAAAUGUUUGGCAAUAGGAAGUCCCUAUUGACAUGUAAUUAGUUGUACACUCCCCUCCAAAAGUUUGGCAAAAGGAAGUCCCUAUUGACAUGUAUUUAGUUGUAUACUCCCCUCCAAAAGUUUGGCAAAAGGAAGUCCCUAUUGACAUGUAUUUAGUUGUAUACUCCCCUCCAAAAGUUUGGCAA
Molecule: messenger RNA, 1260 nt
Organism: Owenia fusiformis
Lineage: Eukaryota; Metazoa; Annelida; Polychaeta; Sabellida; Oweniidae
Source: the annotation of a GenBank genome assembly